UGCGAUCCGCGGUCGGUCAUCGUGUCUUAUAAUAUAAUAUGUUGCUGCUCAAAGUGUCCUUCGCAUUAUUGACAGUGGCGUUGGUUAUCUGCAAGAGUUUACAAUCGUCAAUGUUCGACCAGUGUGGUCCUCGUCAUACGAACCUAACCCAAGAAUGUGUGGGCAAAUUGAUAUUGGACACUCUGGCAAAAGUCACCGAAGACCCGGAGAAUUUCUUGAGAUCAAACCAAUUGAAUAACGACAGUGGACCGAUAAUGCGAUUUAUUAAGCUGAAAUUCGAUAACGAUACAAUGAACAUCGAUCAACGCUACGAAAUCGACGAGAGUAGAUCUUGGAACACAGGAAAUUUUUGGGAUCAAUUGGUCUACGCAUUCAAAAAACUGACAAACUACAGUAGCGACCACGGAAUUCUGUUGUCUCUCCCGCAAUGGUCUAAAAAAUUUCCACCUGUCACAGUCGUUGACGAAAACGACGUUUUUCAAGUGGUCAAUGAAAGUCGAGCCAAGCACCCACACAAGAAGUAUGCUCUGCUGUUCCCAUUGCUGGCGACGUUCAAGUUUCUGGUGAUCAAAACGCUGUUGGUGCCAAUAUUGGUGGCCGUCAUGAUCAUCAAGAAGAUGCUGGUGCUUGGCGUCAUGGCACUGCCCACCGUAUUGACCAUGUUACGGUUCUGCCGGAACCCCAACUUCGGAGGCUUCGGGUUCGGUGCCGGUAACCUUGUGGCCUCGGGUGCCGUUGGGCCGGUUGGUCAAGCGGCAGCAUUCGCGCCCCUCACCGCCGACAUUUCGGGCGACUACUCCUCGUACGUGCAACAAUCGGCGGCCGCAUCCCAGCAGAACGGCGCCUACAAGGACUACUCUAAGAACCUGAUGGACGCUAUGAAGACGACAUACUGACGGCGCGGCGUUGAAACCCGCCACUCGUAUAUAGGUCAAAUUUGAAUUGUCGUUGUAUACGAUUUAUAAUAUUAUAUAGGUACACUAUAUCCCCGGCUCCCACCACCACCCACCACCACCCUCCAACAUUUUCAACGCCCUACAAUUCAUUAUUCGUAUUAUAUUAUAAGUACCCAGUUAAAGUACCUGUACCGUCCUAUACGUGCGUGUUAGGAAUAAAACGUGUGCCGAUAAGAUAACUGACGUUUUGUAUCCUCCAGAUGCAGUUUUAUAAUAUAUAGUAUUAUAUUUUUCUUCAAACUUCCAAGUGAUUCCCUAAGCUGAUGGCAAUUUAUUUUUCGUAUUUCUAAUUAUUUUCGAAAACCAUGUGGCAGUUGUAAUAGUACCGUUAAAUGGUAAUUAAGAAUGGACACUUCUCCCCUUGGUUACGUGGGUAUUCUCAAAACAACCAUACAUCCUAUCUACAUUACUUUUGAUAUUGUUUUAUUAUCAUACGUUAUAUAAUCAUAAACGUUAUGAAUUUUUAAGUAUCUAAUUUACUCAAACUGUGUUUAUUUUUUCCGCAUUGCAGAAACAAAAAAAAUAGGUAGGUAUAUAGAUUAUAAAACUACUGUAGCAUAAUUUACUUAUCUAUAUAUAUGUGAAAUAAUAAUUAUAAACCAUACGUGAAAGUAGGUACCUGAUUAGUGACCUCUGACCAGUUAUGAUAUCAGUAUAGUGCACAAGAUCGCUAUUAUAUUAUAUUUAUAUUUCCUACACGGAUACACGUAGAUCACCAUUGCAAUGGCACCAAAUUAUUAUUUUUUUUUUAAUUUAUCGUUGCUUUCAGACACAAUAUGCUUUCAUGGAUUAAUCGUUUUAAAUAAUAUUAAUAAGUACCUAUCUAUUAAUAGGAGAUACUCAUUACUCACACAUUUAUAAAUAAUGAAAUAUUUUAUUUGUAUUCUUGGGUACCUACAUUUGUUUUUAUUUAUAAUUAUUUCUUUAGUCUUACAAUAAUGUACCUCCUAUUGGUAGUGGAACUAUUUCCUCGUCGUUCUCGUGAAGAAGUCUACAACAUCGAUCGUGUUGUGUUUUGUCGUUUAAAAAUGAAUUAUUUAUCUUUCGAUUAUAAAGUAAAAUUGUGUAAAGGCUGUAGACCAGUCACCAAUCCCAGCCUCAUGCAUUAAACCCUGACCAGGAAUGGUAGAUAGGUACCUAUAGGUUUUCUUCUACACGUAUUAAGUGGGUUAACUGUUUGAGGUACCUACACCACGUAUAUUCCUAAAAUACUAAAACAACUACCUAUCAAGUUUAUGAUACUUUUUCAUUCAAGUUUAAUUAUAAUAUAUAGAAGACCGUAAUAUAUAUAGUAUUACGUAACAACUAACAAAACUUUGUAAUUUUUUUUAAUACUUAAUAGUACAUUACCUAUGUAGGUUUAUCGUUUAUUAUAUACAUAUUAUUUAUUUAUAUGGUUAUUCAAAUACGGUGUAUGUAAUUAAGAAUCUUAAC
This is a messenger RNA of Metopolophium dirhodum (rose-grain aphid), 2390 nucleotides long. RefSeq lists its product as uncharacterized. NCBI's taxonomy places the organism in Eukaryota, Metazoa, Arthropoda, Insecta, Hemiptera, Aphididae. The transcript has 3 exons. The record is from RefSeq and is a predicted model, not a curated record. Bases 39 to 896 code for a protein of 285 amino acids.